AUGCUGACGGCCGUCAAGGGUUCCCACUCCGUGAAAGUGUCGAAACUUGAGAUCGCGACAGGGGAGCUCGAGAGAGACCUCGGGAAGACGGCAAGUUCGUUGCUCAAGGAGAAGAAGGCUAGGAAGGCCAAAUCUUCGGAGGUCCGUCGUCUUCAGCGUCAGAUUGAGAAUGAUGCAGGAUUAGUGAGCCGCGGGAUUCAGGAGGCCAAGGACGCUCUUAGUUCCGAGUUCCAAGCUUGCUUGGCGAAGAUCUCCGCCUUUCCGGGCUCUCUCGAUUACAUUCGGAACAGGGAUUUAGCCUUGGCGACGAUCGAGGGUGGGAUGGCCGUGACUAGCGUGAUCAACUUUGUUCAGAAGGACUUUGGUGAAAUUUUUCCGCGAUGGGACUUUGAUGUAGAGGACUCGGCCGCGGAGAACAUAAUCAAAGUCAUGUUUAAUGCGAAACCUAGAUGGAAGUGGACCAUGGAUUGCUGGGAAGUCACCGGUACUAAGCUGAGUGUGAAGAACGAAGUGAGUGCAGCGCAGACAGAGAGUGGUGUGAAGGAAGAAAAGGCUAUUAAAGUGGCUCCUACAGAGGCUCGUUCAGAUGCUCGUUCAGACGCUCGUUCAGAGGCUUCUGCGACUGUUGGUGUGAUGAUCAAAGAGGAGAUUGAAAAAAGCUUCAGGGACAUAGCUGAUGCCAUGAGGGAUGGGUUUGGGAUAUUGGUGAAGGAGAUCAAGUUUCUGGGGGAUAGGAUGGAAGCUGUGGAGAAGAAGGUGGGAAUCACCAAAAAAGGGACUGCAUCUAAUGAUAUUCAAAUCAUAGCUUCAAGUCCGCCUAAACGUGGCCACGAACCCGGGAGUGAAAGUGUGAAUGGAGCGAAAGCAGGACAAAAUAACGCCCAAGAACCGAGUUCCUCGAAAGAGCUGAGUCUUGUGAUAGCAAAGCAGCCCGAGAUGAAACCUUCAGAACAGAGUGGUGAACCUAGCUUUCUUGUAUUGGACAAAAGAGCACCCACUGUUUCAGAUGUACAGCAGGGGGAAGCUAGAAGGCAGACAAAGAAGGCUAAGGUUAUAGAAUUUUUCUGUGGAAAGAGUGAGCAAGAAAGGAAACUUGCUGUCUCACAGCAAUCUCAUUUUAAGGGAAACAUCACUGCCAAACUGAUCAUUCCAAACAAAAGGGUUGGCCAAGGCUAUGAUCCUUUUGCACCCUUUGACAAUAAGAUGUCGAAGGUGCUCACUGACUGGCUGAAACUUGAUCCAUGUCCAAGUCGGUUUUAUUACAUCCUCCGAACCCCCUUAGCAUGGCUGAACGACGGGUGGUCCCACAAGUACCCGGAAUUUAAGAGCGACGAGGGCGAUCUCAACGGUUUAGGAAGAAGACUCCCUGGUGGGGCGUGGAAUUAUCAUGCAGGCAUAAUACCAACAUUUUACCAAUCUAUGAAGGUCUGGGGGGUGGAUGUGGAUGAAAUUUAUGCGCCAGUGAACUUCAGGAACGAGCGUUGGAUUGCUAUGUGGAUCUCGAUCUCUAAGAGACACAUAGUCGCCUGGGACAGCAUUAUAUCACAUAUUAGCCGUGAAGAUUUCGAUGUGGUAAUGGAGCCUUUUGUCGCAAUAGUCCCUUAUCUGCUUGUUGAGUGCGCUGGCUCUGGCGAACAACGUAUCCAACACACACUGGAGCCAUACACAUAUGAGAGAGUUACUGUUGGAGUACCUCAGUGCCGAGCUGGUUAUUGUGGCGUGUUCGCUCUGAAGUACAUCGAAUGUCAUGCUCUUGGGAUGUCAUUUCCUCCAGAGUUUUGUAAUAAGAACGCGAAGGCUAUAAGGGAGAAGAUGGCGUUAGAUAUAUUUAAGGAGACUCCUGAAUGCCAUCCAAAAGAGAACGAAGACAAUGAUGAGAACAUGGGAACUUAUGACUCGCAAGAUUAA
This is a messenger RNA of Brassica napus (rape), 1908 nucleotides long. RefSeq lists its product as uncharacterized. The record is from RefSeq and is a predicted model, not a curated record. Bases 1 to 1908 code for a protein of 635 amino acids. Lineage: Eukaryota; Viridiplantae; Streptophyta; Magnoliopsida; Brassicales; Brassicaceae. Gene Ontology annotation, cellular component: nucleus. Gene Ontology annotation, biological process: protein desumoylation. The transcript has 6 exons. Gene Ontology annotation, molecular function: deSUMOylase activity.